Nicotiana tabacum (common tobacco) is the source of this 3501-nucleotide messenger RNA. RefSeq lists its product as uncharacterized. Gene Ontology annotation, molecular function: ATP binding; protein binding; protein kinase activity. Lineage: Eukaryota; Viridiplantae; Streptophyta; Magnoliopsida; Solanales; Solanaceae. Gene Ontology annotation, biological process: protein phosphorylation. The record is from RefSeq and is a predicted model, not a curated record.
CAAGCUGAGAAAUUAAUGCCAUUGCCUCGCACGACUUGUAAUGAUUCACUACAAUAUAAAUUAAAGCUCUACCCUGCACAAUAACCAAAACAAACAGCUGAAUUUCAUCCUUUAGUCAUGAUGAUGGUUCCCAGAAUAUUAUUUUCUUUACUUCAGUUUUUCACUCUCUUAUAUCUCUCCACAGUUUCUUUUGCUUCUACUGAGGAGGCAACUGCUCUCCUCAAAUGGAAAGCGACUUUCCAAAACCAAAAUAAUACCUUAUUGGCUUCAUGGAAACUAAGUCCUGUUGGUUCCAAGAAUUCUUCCAGCGUUGGAGCGACAGGUUCUGAUGCAUGCAGGGGCUGGUAUGGAGUUACAUGCUUAAAUGGAAGGGUCAACAGGUUGAAUAUUAUAAAUGCUAGUGUUGUUGGCACACUCUAUGAUUUUCCAUUUUCAUCUCUCCCUUUUCUUGAAUAUGUUGAUCUUAGCAUGAACCAGCUCUCUGGCACAAUCCCCCCUGAAAUAGGUAAACUCACUAAUCUAGUUUAUCUUGACUUGUCCAUCAAUCAGAUUUCAGGCACGAUCCCACUACAAAUCGGGUCACUAACAAAGCUUGAGAUCCUCCAUAUCUUUGACAACCUAUUAAAUGGUUCCAUUCCGGAAGAAAUAGGUCACCUAAGGUCUCUUAUUCAGCUAACUUUGAAUAAUAACUCUCUUAAUGGUUCAAUUCCUGCUUCAUUGGGGAAUUUGAACUACCUGUCUUCUUUGUAUCUUUGUAAGAAUAAGCUUUCUAGUCCCAUUCCUGUUGAAAUUGGGAAGAUGAAGUCACUUGAGAGUUUGUACUUCGACACAAACAAUCUUUCUGGUCCAAUUCCUACCGAGCUGGGGAAUCUGAAAUAUCUCACUCAUAUGUCAUUAUACCAAAAUCAGCUUACUGGAUUAAUUCCAACUACUCUAGGUGACAUAACUGAGCUCAAGACUCUAUACCUUUAUUCUAACAAACUUUCUGGUCCUAUUCCUACAGAAUUGGGGAAUUUGAAAAACCUCACUGAUCUAUAUUUAUCUACAAAUCAGCUUACUGGUUCAAUUCCAAUUACGGUAGGUGACUUAAGUGAGCUCAAAAUUCUAUACCUUUUUUCUAACCAACUUUCUGGUCCCAUUCCUACAGAGUUAGGGAAUCUGAAAAACCUCACAAAUAUAGAAUUAUCUAAUAAUCAGCUUACGGGUUCAAUUCCUACUUCAUUUGGCAAUUUGAGAAACUUGCAAAACCUGAAUCUCCACUCCAACAAACUUUCUGGUUCCAUUCCAAAAGAACUUGCAUAUUUGGAUAACUUGGUUAUGUUGUCAAUGAGUGAAAAUCAGUUUUCAGGCCACUUGCCAGAGCAUUUUUGCCAAGGUGAAAAACUUGUGAGCUUCACGGUGAAUAGUAACAAGUUAACAGGUCCAAUACCAAGAAGCUUGAGCAAAUGCUCGAGUUUCAAAAGAGUUCGUUUUGAUAACAACAGUUUCACAGGGAAUUUAUCGGAAGCUUUUGGUAUCUAUCCCGAGCUUCAGUUCAUUGAUUUGAGCGACAAUAAGUUUUAUGGUGAACUCAGCAGCAACUGGGGAAAAUGCAAGAAUUUGACAACUUUGCAGAUAACCAGAAAUAACAUUAGUGGUAGCAUACCACCAGAGAUUGGAAAUGUCAAAGGGCUUCAAGGACUUGAUCUUUCGUCUAAUCAUUUGGUUGGGCAGAUUCCAAAAGAAUUUGGAAAAUUGACCUCUCUAGUUAAACUUUUUAUGCAGAACAAUCACAUUUCUGGUAAUAUUCCGAGUGAACUUGGGUCACUGACAAUGUUAAAUUCCCUUGAUCUGUCAGACAAUAGAUUGAACGGGUCGAUCCCAACAUUUAUAGGAGAUUACAUGAACAUGUUUCUCUUGAACCUGAGCAACAACAAGUUUGGCCAGAAAAUUCCAAAGGAGAUAGGGAGGAUAACUCACCUUAGUGUACUUGAUUUGAGCCAUAACAUUCUAGAUGGAGAAAUUCCCUCUCAGUUAGCCAGUUUGCUGGACUUGGAUAAGUUGAAUCUUUCUCACAAUGGCCUCUCUGGCCGCAUUCCUGAAGAAUUUGAAAAUUUGACUGGUUUGCGGGUUUUUGUCUUGUCAUACAACGAGUUGGAAGGUCCAAUACCAAAUAAUAAAGCUUUUAUGAAUGCUUCAUUUGAAGGUAAUAAAGGUCUUUGCGGCAAUGUAACAGGAUUUCAGCCUUGCGAAAGGCCAUCUUCGAUGGUGAAGAAGCAUUCAAGAAGUAAACUCAUCCUCGCCACUGUACUUCCUCUUAUGGGAGCACUAGUACUUCUCUGUGCUUUUACUGGUGUUCUUAUGUGUGAUAAAAGAAGGAAAGUUAAAGAUGUUGAAAGACGGGAUGAUGGUUUAUUUUCUGUAUCCUUGUUAGAUGGAAAGGCAUUGUACAGUGAUAUCUUAAACGCCACAGAGGAGUUUGAUGCAACAUUUUGUAUCGGGCGAGGAGGGCAGGGAAGCGUUUACAAGGUAAACCUUCCAUCAUUAGGGAGUAUAGCUGUGAAGAAAUUUCAUUCUUCAUUUGCGAAUACACAUUGCAAAAGCUUCACGAAUGAGGUCAAUGCAUUGAUUGGGAUUAAGCAUCGGAACAUUGUGAAACUUUAUGGCUUUUGUUCGAAUGCACAACACUCGUUCUUGGUUUAUGAGUAUGCGGAGAGGGGGAGUCUGUUUAGUAUCUUGAGCAAUGAAGUUGAGUCCAAGAAUUUGGAUUGGCUUAAAAGGGUGAAUAUCAUCAAAGGUAUUGCUUUUGCUUUAUCUUAUAUGCACCAGGAUUGCUCACCACCGAUUGUUCAUCGAGACAUAUCAAGCAGUAAUGUUUUGCUUGAUUCCGAGUAUGAAGCUCGUGUUUCAGAUUUUGGAAUAGCUAAGCUUCUCAAGCCAGACUCGUCCAAUUGCACAACGCUUGCAGGCACAUAUGGCUAUGUUGCACCUGAGCUUGCAUAUACAAUGAAGGUUACAGAAAUGUGUGAUGUCUAUAGCUUUGGAGUAUUAGCAUUGGAGAUAAUCAAAGGAAAUCAUCUUGGGGAAUACAUUACUCUGCUAGCAAAUUCAUCGACUAGAGAUCAUGUGCAACUUAGCGAUUUGCUGGAUGAACGCCUUCCAUAUCCUGACAAUAGAGUAAAAGAGGUUUUGGGUUUUAUCAUCAAUCUAGCAAGCUCUUGUUUGGUUGAAACUCCGAAAUCGAGACCAACAAUGCACUUCAUAUCUCAUAGGUUAUCAUCAAUGGAUCCACGCCACGUACUUAUCAGAUUAACCCCCAUGUAACGCGAGCUAUAGAAUCCCUGAUAUGUAAAGGUGUCUUUGUAUGGAAGUGAAUAACCUUUGACACAAAGUGAUUGUGAUGUAAGUAGUUUAAUGAGAAGGUCCAUGAUAAAAUUAUAACUGGGAUUAGUUUUCUGUAUUGUUAGGGUGCUUAUAAUUGUAUUACUGGAAAUUUAUGUGAAUAUAUAUGCCUUUUAAGUA